AUGGUGGACGGCGGCCGGAUCUCCCCUCCUCUGAAUGACUUCGCUCUAGGGAGAGUGGAUAUUGCGCGCCUGAAUUAUGGCAUCAUUUCUCUCAUCCCAAAGGUUAAAGGGGCAGACUCCAUCAAACAAUAUCGACCUAUUGCCCUUAUUAAUGUCAUUUUCAAGUUCAUAGCGAAAGCUUAUGCGACUAGACUGACACCGAUAGCUCAUAGGACGAUAGACAGGAGCCAGACUGCCUUCAUCAAAGGGCGCUGUCUGCACGAGGGAGUGCUAGCCCUGCACGAGAUUGCUCAUGAGUUACGCUGUAAGAAGCUAAAGGGCUUGCUUCUUAAGCUGGACUUCGAGAAAGCAUAUGACAGGGUGAACUGGGAGUUCCUUCGAGAGGUGCUGCUGAGGAAGGGCUUCUCAGCGGGUGUGGUACACAGGCUGAUGCAACUUGUCUCGGGAGGACAGACGGCGAUUAACAUCAAUGGUGAGGUCGGCCCCUAUUUUAGGAACGCCAGGGGGGUGCGUCAGGGUGACCCACUCUCACCCAUCCUAUUCGACUUCAUGGUCGAUGCAUUAGCAGCCAUCCUAACCAGGGCUAAAGAAAAUGGCCACAUCCAAGGAGUGAUCAACUUUAACAAGAGCGAGGCGGUCGUCACGGGGGUUGAUGACACUGAGAAGCUAAGGGUAGCUGACUCGCUGAACUGCAAUUUGGGCUCCCUCCCGAUGAAGUACCUCGGCCUACCUGUGUCGGAUAAGACACUGUCGGUAGCCGAGUGGCACUUCCUGACGGAGAAGGUGGGACAUAGGGUUGACCCAUGGCAGGGGCUGUUUCUGGCUUCAGCUGGGAGGCUUGAACUGACUAACUCAUGCCUCUCGAGCCUCCCGAUGUUCGCAAUGGGGAUUUACCUCCUCCAUGAGACGACACACCGGGAAAUGAAUAAGUCCAGAGCUCGAUUCCUAUGGGAAGGAGUGGGCAACAAGAGGAAAUACCAUAUGGUUGACUGGGCCACAGGGGCAGAGGGUCUUUGGGCAGAUCUAAUUAGAGCCAAGUACCUGGGAGAUAAUGAUCUCUUCUCCCCGCUGGUGCCAACCAAAGGUUCCCAAUUUUGGAAUGCCAUACAAAAGAUAAAGUGGUAUUUCAAACUGGGAGCAAGACACAAAGUCGCAGACGGGAGGCGCACUUACUUUUGGUUGGACUGGUGGACGGGGAGGGGUCCCCUUAGGGACAUGUUCCCUCGCCUCUUCCAGUGCUGCGAUAACCCCUUUGCCACGGUGGCGGGGGUGCGGGAGGCCAACGGGUGGCGUAUCCGCUUUAGGAGGACUUUUGGUCUCGCGGAAACGGUGGAGUGGGAGAACCUAUGCAGGAUCUUCGACCUCCACCCUUACUCUGCAGGGGAAGAUGAGGUCAAAUGGUCCUUGGAGGCAUCGGGGGAUUUCUCCACCAGGUCCAUCUAUGGACGACUAACGCAGGGAGCGGUAGUGACCCACUUCAAGGAGGUCUGGAAGACGAGGGUACCACCAAGGAUUAAGAUCUUCCUGUGGCAACUCAUCGGGAGCAAACUGCCAUCUGGGGUUCAGGUGGCCAAACGUAAUGGUCCUACCAACGGGGCUUGUGCCCUAUGUGGGGAACAGGAGGACUGCGACCACAUCUUCUUUUCAUGUCACCUUGCAAAGCUGAUGUGGGCGGGAGCUAGGGAGCUCUUGCACUGCGAUUGGAAUCCGGCGGGGGCUGGACACUUCAUUGGUAUCGUCCAGAAUCUAUCGGGGUCCUUACGUAGGCUAGCCUGGUUCACAUUUGCGGCUCAGUGUUGGGCGCUGUGGAACAUUAGGAACAAAUUAGCUAUGGAAGGGAAAACAAUUAACAACCCCGCUGAUGCUUUCUUCCACAUGAUUACGUACAUGCAGAGGUGGAGGGUCCUUGUAAGGCCAAGGGACCGAGAGAUGCUGGACGUGCUGAUGGGCGAGCUUAGGGGCCUACAGACGAGACUUCGAGCAGGAGCCUGA
Messenger RNA from Lolium perenne, 1992 nucleotides. RefSeq lists its product as uncharacterized. Lineage: Eukaryota; Viridiplantae; Streptophyta; Magnoliopsida; Poales; Poaceae. The record is from RefSeq and is a predicted model, not a curated record.